AGGCAGCAUGUCUGGAGCGGACGGAGGAGCGUCGUUGAAGCGCCUGCAGUCGGUCCUGAGCCACGUCCGCGAGACGCCGGCGCCGACGGCCAGCGCCAAGACCCGCUGGGAUGGCUGGGGCUACGAAGACACCAACAUCUUUCUCAACCCGCAAGGCGUCGUCGAGUUUGCCGGGACGCGGUACGAAGAAGUGUUUCCCGCAGAGCGCGUCUUGCCUGGCGUGCGCGCGUGGGCCGAAUCCAAGGUCGGCUUGGACGUCAACCGCCGCAUUACGCUCAACGCCACGCCGCCCAAGAUCAAGGCCGGCAGCGAAGUCAUGCACGAAGGCUUCUUGGCCGAGAUGGCGUCGCUUGCGCUGCCCGUCGACCUCGACCCGGUCACGCGUGUGCGCCACUCGCACGGCCAGACCUGCGGCGAAAUCUUUCGCAUCCGAACGUGCACCGAGUUUGAUCGCGUGCCGGACGCGGUCAUUAGCCCGCUGACGCACGAGCAGGUGCAGGCGGUCGUCACCGCGGCCGUCAAGCACAACGUGGUCAUCAUCCCGUACGGCGGUGGCACCAACGUCUCGAACGCGCUCACGUGCAGCGAGCACGAGCGCUGUAUGAUCGUAUCGCUCGACAUGCGCAAGAUGACGGCCAUCUUGAGCGUCGACAAGGAAAACAUGACAGCGCUCGUCGAGGCGGGUAUUUCGGGCCUCGAUCUGCACAACAAGCUCAAGAACAAGGGCGUCACGCUCGGGCACGAGCCCGAUUCGUGGGAGUUUUCGACCGUCGGCGGCUGGGUCGCGACGCGGGCGUCGGGCAUGAAGAAGAACACGUACGGCAACAUUGAAGACAUGCUCAUCAACCUCACCAUGGUGACGCCGCAAGGCACGCUGACCAAGUCGUGCAACGUGCCCCGGGUUUCGAUGGGUCCCGACAUGAUGCAAAUGGCCCUCGGCUCGGAGGGCCUCUUUGGCGUUGUGACCCGGGUCAUGUUUCGUGUGCGCCCGCUGCCCGAAGUGCAGCUGUACGACUCGAUCCUGUUUCCUACGUUGGGCGACGGCAUUGCUGCGCUCCACGACAUUACGCGCGAAGGCUGCAUCCCUGCGUCGCUGCGCCUUCUCGACAACACCCAAUUUCAACUGGGCCAAGCGCUCAAGCCGGCCUCGAGCCACCCCUUGACAGCGCACCUGAUUUCGCUCGCAACCAAGGCGUAUGUGACCAAGAUCAAGGGCUUCGACGUCAACUCGAUGUGUGCGGCGACCAUCUUGUUUGAGGGCACAAAAGAGCAGACGGAGCGGUACCAGCGCCAGAUCCACGCCAUUGCGGCCAAGCACGGGGGUAUGAUUGGUGGCGCCGAGAACGGCAAGCGCGGGUACUUCCUUACUUAUGUCAUUGCGUACAUUCGCGACUUUGUGAUGGACUUUUACUUUUUGACCGACUCGUUCGAGACGGCGGUGCCGUGGACAAACGUCAAGCAGCUCAUCGCCGACAUCAAUAACGAAAUUGGUCUUGUCUGCGCUGGCCACGGCGUGCCCAACAAGCACGUCGUCAUGUGCCGCAUCUCGCAGGUCUACGAGACGGGCGUCUGCCUCUAUGUCUACUACGGCGUCAACUUUUUCGGCGUCAAGGAACCGCUCAAGCUCUUCCACACAAUCGAGCAGUCGUGCGUCGACGUCAUGAUGCGGAACGGCGCGGCGCUGAGCCACCACCAUGGCAUUGGCAAGCACCGCAAGCAGUGGCUCCCGCAGGUGCUUUCGGCGCCGGCGCUGAGUGCGAUCCACGGUCUCAAGGCCGCCGUGGACCCGACCAAUGUCUUUGCGACCAACAACAUUAUCACGACGACGCUGCCGCCGACACGCGAGUAGAGACACGCAAGAAUCAUGGUAGAUUGGAUGCUUUUCUUUGAAAUGUAUACCCUCCCUUGUGCCCAUGGCGGACA
Messenger RNA from Saprolegnia diclina VS20, 1923 nucleotides. RefSeq lists its product as hypothetical. Gene Ontology annotation, molecular function: alkylglycerone-phosphate synthase activity; FAD binding. The transcript has 12 exons. Lineage: Eukaryota; Oomycota; Saprolegniomycetes; Saprolegniales; Saprolegniaceae. Gene Ontology annotation, biological process: lipid biosynthetic process. Bases 8 to 1849 code for a protein of 613 amino acids. The record is from RefSeq and is a predicted model, not a curated record.